AGAGGUCGUUGAUUUACAAACACUUCAGCCCAAGGAGCGGUAAAUCGCUGGUGCUGCUAUUUCGCCUCUGAUCGAGUUAGUUUCCGGUGCCUUUUACGAAACUUACUACGUUUUUAUAUCCGCAGGGAAAAGGAGCUACGUACAGUAAUCAAGGGCCUUAUUAAGAUUUUCUCCGGUGGCUAUUGUCAGCUUCGGUACCUAGUGUUUGAAUUCCAGGCUUGAAGGCAAGUGCAGCAGUUCCAACAUCAAUCUGACUUCCCUAUUCAAACAACAUAUCAGAUAAAGGAGGAUUUUUUUGAAAGACGGACUCUCCUGUUCGGCACACCUGCAUCUCACCUAUGUACCCAUCAGAUAUCAGAUGAGUUAUCAGACAGGACAGUCAGUUACAUGACGUGAGAAUGGCUUGGUGAACCCUGGAAUUUGGGGGUCAAAUCAGAACAGCUGCUACCAUGACAACGCAGGUGUUUUCAAUCUUACUGUUCAGAAGAAGUUCAAUAACGCAACUAUGUCCUCAAUUGGACACGACGCGAUCAGGAAGGAGCAUAUAAGACUGGUGGAGAAUGUAGACACAAGGUAUAUCGCUGAUUACCUCUAUCAGAAUGAUUUCCUCACUCCGGAAAAUUUGGAGUUUUUAACAGAUGAAAGUAGGACACAACGAGACAGAUGCCGUCAUCUGUUAAUGACAUUAUGUAAAAGGCAGUAUGCCUUAUCACAAUUACUUAACGCGCUUAUACAUGACAGCAGUUACCCAUAUUUAUGUACUGAGCUACUUAUCACGCUAGGAGAGGUGGUCGCAUCACCUUGCAAAAAACAAAGACGUUUAAGUAUAACAAGUAAAGAUCAGGAAGAUUUUACCUUCCUAGGGAUCUGCAACCCGUCAAGAGAAAUCAAACGAACAAUCUUUACGAAGGAACAUUUUCACGCCACAAAACUGUAUUGCAAACUGCGUCGAUCACUCAAUCAAGGGAAACACUUGCUGUACGAAUUUGACGAUGAGCUGAAUACAUACCAACAGUUAUGGGAACAGAAUCAAAAAGACGUCUUUAGAAGACGCUGGGUAGCCAACAGAUAUGUUGAAAUUAAAGUUCUUCAAAUGAGGAAAUUAUCGGAAAGUGGCGCCGAUGACAAUACCAUUCAAAAUCUAUUCAGUGAUAUCGCUAAACUGGUGCCCUACACGUCUCAUCCAUGCGCUUCGAUCACAUCAUUGCUGACAAUAUUCGCACAUGCGCUUUUGACCGCUAGAAAACCUGGUGAGGAAGUCUUAAGUGUUCUAAACGAGGCGAAAAGUAACUUUCCGUUCCUUCCGGGCUGCCGUGAAACAUCGUUAGUUCUUAUUACAGAGUUUAAGGUUUAUUGGCAAAUAUACGAAAAAAAUUCCGACAAAGUUACAAAAAAGGAGCUUUUACAGAAAGCGGCAGCCGCUGCGAUGCACUUUGCAGUUGACGAGGAGCUGAACGAGGAUUUAGUAUAUAAACUAUACCUCAAUAGAGGGUUACAGUUUCUGCAGACACUGGCUAACCUCGGUCUCGGCUACACUCUGAGGAAUAUUCGACAUGAUUGUGUUUCCAAAGAAAACGUGGAUUUCGCGAAGUCGUUUCUGAAAACCGUUGACACCGAAGAAGGUUGGCAGCAGAUGGAGGUCCGUUGGCGUAUGUCAUUUAAUAUGGCAAACUCAAAAAUCUGUUUUGUUCAAGGAGAUGUCGCAAAAGCAUUGAAAUUAGCCAACAGUGCAUUAGAGUUGUCAAAUGGUAUUCAUUUUAAGGAGGAACAUGAGAAUAUUCAGGAAUUUAUUCGUUUUAUAUCGGUAGACGGAGUGAAGGAACAAUUCUCACAGCAGAACAAUCGGACAGAAGUCUCAAACGAGAACAAUGACCAACAUACGUCCACAACAAACCUCAGUGAUGGACCCAAAUUUCAACAGCCACCGGAAGUACUGGAUAUCCAUAACAAAUCCCCGGAUGAAGAAAAACGCAUGAAAGAGAAUAAACGGAACGAAAGUAUGCGUGACGAUUCCAGUAAACAUAGUGCAAAAAGUGUAGGAACACCUUCAGAUGUGAAUGAGUCGGCGAUAUCUUGUAAAGAAUGGUAUUCUUCACGGAUGUUACAAUCUAUUGGCAUACUGAUUAUUUGCACAAUGUUGCAGUACAUAUAUUCUUUACUGUGAAUAAGACAUUUUAACUAAAAUAUUGUGUUGUGAGUGUUUAGCGAAAUGAUAUACUAUAAAACAGAUAGGGGAUAAAAUACACGUAAAACUGUGUUUGGAAUUAGUUACAUGUUCUGUGCUUUACAAGUAGAAGUUUUGGUUCUCACUAAUGCUCUCUGCACCCCUGAAAUAUGUAAAUACAAACCCAAGGGAAGGAGGCCAGCUAUUUGAUUGGUUCCAGAUCAAAAACUAACUGACCAAUCGCUCCUCUGUGAUCCCUGUCCCUUAAAGAUCACAGAGGAGCGAUACCCGACUUACAAAUCCAGUCAUUUACACCUUGACGUUUCCUCGCAAUUUUCCAUGUACAUAAAAAGAUUAAACUAUUCUACUUUGACAGCCACAAGGUGGCGCAUUAAAUGCCUUCGUUUUGAUAUAUCCCAGGGGGCGCUAAAAAUGUUAGUGAACGUAACCUCUUGUAUUCUGUUAUUGUGAUGUUCGUUGUUUUUAUUCCACUUUUUUUUUGUAAUUGUUUUAUUUUUCUAAAUAAAUCAUCAGCAUUAAAGCAAUCAACACCAUCAUACUUCUUGGGAGUCAUGAACCAAACAAAUUAACAGUGACGAUGAAUUUUUCUUGUAAAGAUAUUAAUGUAACUAGCUAAGCGUGUCUUAAGGUAAGGGUAUCUUUAAAAUAAGUUGCAUUUUUUAAAUGAUAACAUGGCCGAUAGUAUAACUGUCAUAUACUCUAUACAACUUUUUUCACGGUUGCCUCUUUGAUAUUAACUAAGGUAAAGUAGAGUAUCAAGAUGACUGGGUACAUGUAUGUAGUUUUUUUUUUGCUAGAAACAUUCACUGACUUGAAUCAUUCGCAGAUUCCAUAUACCGUGAAAAUAUCAAAAUAACACUUCCGCGAAAUUGACCCAUAAUGCAAUGUAUGAAAAAAAUACUAAGAUAUUUAUUUUUAUGGUUUUUGUUUAUUUUUGUUAUUCACUAGUUUGUUUCUCACAAAUUCGUAAGUACCAUCAGCAUUAAAGUUAUGAGGGAAUUUGCUCUUGUACGUGCUCUCUGAGUAUCAUUGUGAUAACCACAUUGUGGAUAUAGUCCUUCCUAAGUUGAUUUUACCUUUUUUCAUGUAGUAUCUUUCUCUCCAUUCUAAACCAAAGACAUUUUACGGUGUUCAUAAAAAUAUUAUUUUCAAAGAUGUGCAUUUCGAUAAAGGAUAUCAACAGGUUAAACUAAAUUAUUUCAGUUGUCAAUAUUGUGAAAUAUCUAAAUAAAUCCUUUUCAAACGAAGUAUAAAAUCAAAAAAGAAAUGAUGCAAUGAUAUUUUACAAAACAAUAGUCGUUCGAAAUUUGAAUAUUUGAAAGAAAGAAAGAAAAAUGAAAAGAGAAACACCGCAACGAUAAAACAGGAAACAUUACAAAGCUAACGCUUCAUCGAUGUUGCUAUCGUGUAAUUGUAGAAGCACAGUAUCGAAAUGAGUGUCAAUUCAUCGGCCGUAAAGCUUAUGAAAACAAUAGCAGGGGGAAAUAACUCUAAGGCAAAAAAUAUGAUUGUUUCAUCUUCUAUAUAGAAGGGCGAAUACUCUAAGUAAUAAUUAACUAUGAGGGGAACUUUUUUUCCUGAUUACAACCAAGACGGUGGUAGCCUUAACCGUAAUAAGUCACAGAAAUUGUCUCCCACGAAUGAAUGUCAGUUACCCUAAUCCAGCAAAAUAUGGUUGUUUCAUCUUCUAAUUAGAAGAGAGAGAUGACUCUGAGUAAAAACUAAACUUACUUAGUCACAAAAAAAAUGCAUUUUCUUUUCGCUGCCGACUGACAAACUUUGAUAAAUUUCAUACAUGUCACCGACGUAGGUAUAACGGCAUAUAACUGUACAAGUGUAGGAAUAUAGUGGAAUGUAUAUCCUGUUGAGAGAUACUUAGUAUCCAUGUGUGAUAUGAUCUGUACUUCCUUUAGAUUUUGCUUUUUCACAUUUUUGAUGAAUUCACCCGAUUGACAAUAGUAUUCAUGUUUAUCACAUUUAUCGUAAGAUGGAAGCCUAAGAACAAACAUGGAUACAAGUUUAAUGUGUGGUUGUGAGAGAGGAAAUGUUGACUCGCCAUUAAUAUGCAACAGCAUAAAAGAAAUGAUAUUCUGAUCCUUGAUUUUAUUUAAAGUAAACCUCACUUACAUCUAUCUACAUGACUAUUAGAUAUACUCAAAACAUAAACAUAAAAUGUACUUUGAUAUAUUAGAACAACAGAAGAAUUUCUUUUAUAAUUGUUAUUAUUCUCAAUGUUCCGAUUUUCGUUUAUAAAAAAAUGACACAUGAGCCCAUAUUGACAAAAUCCACGUAUACUUUCCUUCCAGAGUCUAUAACACAAUUAUAUAUUUCAGAAUAGGAUAAGAUUUAAAAUAUUUACACAAACGGUUUGCUCGUCGUAACCAGUUGUUGCAUCCUCGAAAAUCCAGGGGUUACGCUGACUUACGAUGUAAGUGAAUUCGAGUGAAUGUAAGUGAAUGUAAGUGAAUGUCAAUGAGUGUAAGUGAGUGCAAGGGAUUGUAAGUGAGUGUAAGCGUAAGUGAACGUAAACGAGUGUAAGGGAAUGUAAGUGAAUGUGAGUGAAAGUGAGUGAGUGAAUGUAAGUGAAUGAACGUGAAGGUAAGUGAAAGUAAUUGAGUGUAAAUGAAUGUAAGUGAAUGUAAAUGAGUGUAAAUGAAUGUUAGUGAGUGUAAGUUAAUGUAAGUUGAUGUGUGUAAGUGAGUGUAAACGAGUGAAUGUAAGUGAGUGUAAGUGAGUGUAAAUGAGUGAAUGUAAGUGAAAGUAAGUGAGUGUAAGUGAAUGAAAGUGAAUGUAAAUGAGUGUAAGUGUUAGUGAAUGUAACCCCUGACUUUUAUGGUAUCUUUAAAAUAACGUUGUGGUGUUUAGAGAUAUCAGAUUUAUAUACUCUUGUAUUAAUUCAAUACGCAUUGCCAGUGUGAAAUAAGUGCUUAUAUUGCCAUGUAUCUAGCUGUUAUUUUUAAUGUAUACUGACAUAAACAUAUCACUGCUAAUGAAUGUCCGUUUAACAUCAAAAAUGUACAAAUUUUGUAAUAUUAUAUUUGGAGCAACAAUCUCGAAUGAAAUACUCAACUCAAAAUGUCAACGCACUGAAUAUAUUUCUUGUAUUUGUGUUGUGCAAAAAGUGGCUGAAAUUCAUGUAAGGUAUAGAAACAAUGAUCUGAACUUAUAUCUGGUAUUUGUGUAUUGCGCGAUUAACUGCCCUGAGAUUAUGUUAUUUGUCACAACUAUAAUAAUCAUAUGAAUAUGUAUAUCUGUGGCAUAAUAAACAGCAAAGUAUUUUCAUUUUUUUUCCAUAUGGUGUCAUUGAUCUGAAUAUAUAUAUAUGUUUAGAAAUGUGUGUAUUGAACUCUUAACUGAAAUUCAUGUAAGAAAAACUAACAUUGAUCGAAAUAUUGUUAUUGCACAAUAAGGUGAAAUUCAUGUCAGAUAUUUUUAUACUAUAAUGAUCUACAUAUAUUUCAACUCUUUAAUUAUUGCAUAAUAAGCUGAAAUAUGAUGGCAUUAUUAUGUGAUGUUGUUUACCCAUUUUCAUUGUAUUUUUUAAGUUCACAUGAUACUUAUUUUCUGUAAGAAUAUUUUUUAUCAAAUAACUUCGACAAAUAAAAUUCUUCGUGAACACAA
This is a messenger RNA of Mizuhopecten yessoensis (Yesso scallop), 5806 nucleotides long. RefSeq lists its product as uncharacterized. Lineage: Eukaryota; Metazoa; Mollusca; Bivalvia; Pectinida; Pectinidae. The record is from RefSeq and is a predicted model, not a curated record. The transcript has 4 exons. The coding region runs from base 506 to 2164 and encodes 552 amino acids. Gene Ontology annotation, biological process: regulation of apoptotic process.